This is a messenger RNA of Emys orbicularis (European pond turtle), 681 nucleotides long. RefSeq names its product GTPase IMAP family member 4-like. The transcript is spliced from 2 exons. Gene Ontology annotation, molecular function: GTP binding. Bases 1 to 681 code for a protein of 226 amino acids. The record is from RefSeq and is a predicted model, not a curated record. NCBI's taxonomy places the organism in Eukaryota, Metazoa, Chordata, Testudines, Emydidae.
AUGGCCACUCGCAUGAUGGCUACAGUUAUAGUCAUGAAAUCUGAUCUGAGAAUCAUCCUUGUUGGUAAAACUGGAGUUGGAAAAAGUGCAACAGGAAACAUGAUUCUUGGUGCUGAAAAAUUUAUUUCGGAUAUCUCACCCUCUUCAGUUACACAGGAUUGUGAAAAACAUGAAGCACUUAUUAAUAAAAGGAAAAUUAUUGUGCUUGAUACUCCUGGCCUUUUUGAUACUAAGAAAGUUAAUCAAGAGAUUUCCAAAAAAAUAGGUGAGUCUAUUAAACUCCUCGCUCCAGGAAUCCAUGCCAUUAUUCAUGUCAUACAGCUGGGUCGUUUCACCAAAGAAGAAAAGGAGGUAGCCAGGGAGAUAAAAAGGAUUCUCAAAAUUGAAGGAAAGAAAUACUUGAUCAUCCUAUUCACCCGAAAAGAAGAUUUAGGGAAGAAAACACUGGACGAGUUCUUAGAAGAGGGUGAUAAAGAUCUUCAGGAUCUGAUUGAGACUUGUGGAAAGCGACACCUCGCUUUCAACAACAGAGCCGAAGGAAAAGAAAAGUCUGCUCAGGUGUCUGAGUUGCUUGAAAUGAUUGAUGACAUGGUGCAGGGGAACUGUGAACAGCCCUGUUAUACUGAAGGAAUGUUUAAGAAGGACAAGUCACUUUUAAAAAAAUUUUGUUCUAUACUUUAA